Morone saxatilis (striped sea-bass) is the source of this 609-nucleotide messenger RNA. RefSeq names its product collagen alpha-6(VI) chain-like. The record is from RefSeq and is a predicted model, not a curated record. Lineage: Eukaryota; Metazoa; Chordata; Actinopteri; Moronidae.
CGCCAUGCGCUUCGUGGGUCAGAAUGUCUUCAAACGUGUUCGUGCAGGAGUCAGGAUGAGGAAGGUGGCUGUCUUUUUCUCCAACGGGCCGUCGCAGGACAGUUCCAACAUCGUUACCGCCAUGAUGGAGUACCGGGCCCUGAACAUCGUCCCGGCGGUCAUCUCUCUGCGUAAUGCCCCGGCUGUUAGUCGAGCAUUGGAGGUUGACGACACAGGAAACUCCAUCUUCAUGGUGCUGGGGACGGACAUGGCUGACCUGAGGAAGGUGAAGAACUGUGCAAUCUGUUACGACCCGUGUAGGCCUUCAGAGCAGUGCACCUUCAUCCAGGAACCGGUUCAGCCUCAGGAGGUCAAUUUGGACCUGGUCAUGGUGGUGGACAGCUCCAGGGAGGUGCAGGCUGAUGAGUACGCUGGUGCUCAGCAGCUGCUGGGUUCUGUGGUGGAACAGUUGGCCGUGAGCCCGCAGCCCCGCAGGGCCGGCAACCAGGCCCGGGUGGCUGUAGUCCAGCAGAGUGGUACCCAGGCUGCCAAGGUGGAGUUUGGCCUGCAGACCUAACCAGAAACCACAACCUGAUGAAGAGGCACUCUGACCCAGAACAUCGGCAGCAG